Messenger RNA from Tilletiopsis washingtonensis, 2311 nucleotides. Its product is annotated as protein serine/threonine phosphatase 2C. The transcript has 4 exons. Gene Ontology annotation, molecular function: protein serine/threonine phosphatase activity. The record is from RefSeq and is a predicted model, not a curated record. NCBI's taxonomy places the organism in Eukaryota, Fungi, Basidiomycota, Exobasidiomycetes, Entylomatales. The coding region runs from base 59 to 2074 and encodes 671 amino acids. Gene Ontology annotation, biological process: protein dephosphorylation.
CCCCCCUGCCCGAGCGUCGCCAGCUGCCUCAGUGCGCCGUGCUCUCACCCUGUCUCCGAUGCGCCUGCCGCUGGCGCGUGCGCCUCUCCGCUCUCCCUCUCGCGCCGCGCUCGUCGCCCCCGCGCCGCGUGCCUUUGCCUCUUCUUCGCGCGCCGCCGCCCCGGCCUCCUCCUCUUCCUCGGGCAGCGCCGCGCCCAGCAGUGCCGCCGCCGACGCCGCGCGCGCCCGCAAGCGCGCCCAGACCAAGCAGCGCGAGUGGGCCCUCGUGGGUGCAUCGGGCGUCUUUGCCGCCACCGGUGCCUGGUAUCUCUUCUCCGACGGCAGCAGCGGCAGCAGCAAGGCCGCCGCUCCAGCGUCCUCCAGCGGCAGCCGCAGCAGUGCAGCCACGGCUGCACCCGUGUCCUUCGAGAUCACCGUGCGGGGGCCAAGCGGCGCGCACUCGCGCACCAUCACCGCCCUCACGCAGCGCGAUGCCGAUGCGCGCCUCAAGACGCACGAGACGAGCACGACGGUGGGGCGCGCCGCGUGCGUCGUCAGCCGCUACGACACCAACGGCGUCGCGUCCAACGAGCCCAUCGAGGACCGCCACGCGGAGGCCGUCGUGAUGCGCGAUGCGGAGCUGGCGGGCGCAGACAGCAAGGGCGACCUGGCCUUCUUUGCCGUCAUGGAUGGCCACGCCGGCUGGGCGACGAGCGAGCUGCUGAAGCACCAGCUCAUCCCCUCCGUCGCGGCCGAGCUGGACGCCGUCUUCCGCGCCUCGGGCGAGUACGCGGCGCUGGCGCAGAGCAAGGCCGCGCUGCCCGCCAAGGCCUGGCGUGCGCUCUUUGGCGCGCCCAGUGGCGCACCUACGGACCGUCUCGAGGCAGACCCGGCCGUCGUGGCGCGUGCGCUCUCCAAGGCCUUUGUCGCGCUCGACUCGAGCAUCACGGAGACGCCCGUGGCGCUGAUGAAGCAGUACGAGGCGGCGCGCAUUGCUGCCACUGCCUCGGGGCACGGCUCGGAGCUAGGCCCACAGCCCGCGCCCACGCCGGGCAGCUUUGCCUCCAUCCUGCCCUCGUCUGCACGCGCCCUGUCGCCCGAGGCAGAGCGUGCGGCAGCCCUGCGGCGCCAGGGCUACGAGGCGCUCUUGCCCGCCAUCUCGGGCGCCUGCGCGCUGUUGACGUACGUCGACUCGGCGCGCGGCGACGUGUAUGUCGCAUGCACGGGCGACAGUCGGGCCGUGGCAGGCUGGUGGGAUGAGAAGGCGAAGCGAUGGGAGGUGGAGGCGCUCAGUGAGGAUCAGAUGGGCCGCAAUCCGAAGGAGGUGCAGCGCAUGCAGAACGAGCACCCAGCCGAGGAGCGUGACGCCGUCAUUAUGCGCGGCCGUGUGCUCGGCGGACUGGAGCCGACGCGGGCGUUCGGCGAUGCGCGCUACAAGUGGAGCCGCGAGCUGCAGGGGCAGCUCAACACCUCGCUCAUCCCCGGCGGAGAGUACACGGUGCGGCCGCCGCCCCGAGCGCUGCUCACGCCGCCAUACGUCACGGCGCGCCCGGAGGUGACAUGGCGGCGCACGGCGAGCAAGGAGGGCAAGCAGCUGCGCUGGAUCGUCAUGGCCACCGACGGCCUGUGGGACAUGCUGCCCACGCAGGAAGUGGGCAACCUCGUCUCUGCGCAUCUCGACGGCACGCGCGGCACCUACUCUGCCACGGCGCUGCAGGCGCGCCUCGAAGGCGCCGCCACUGCCGCACAGAGUACAGCAGCAGCCGAUGGCGACGAGGCGGCUGCGCAGCAGCAGCUGCUGGCCAAGCGCCGGACAGGACACCACCCGCUCAAUGCAGGGCGCGAGAACCAGUACACCUUCGAGGACGCCAAUCUCGCCACGCAUCUCAUCCGCAAUGCCCUCGGCGGCGCAGACACGGACCGCCUCACCAGUCUGCUCGCCAUCCCGGCGCCCGAGAGCAGACGCUACCGCGACGACGUGACCGUCUCUCUGCAUAGCGUCAUUCUGUUCAACGGUGCGGACACUGCCGGCGCCUCCGCCCCAGCCGCCGCCGACGACAAGAGCGCGGCGCCUGCGCCAAAAGCCAAGCUGUAACGAUGGAGGGAAGCAAAAUGAUGCAUUCGGGCCGCUCCGCUCAGUAGCCCACGCGUGAGGGGCGCGCAAAGCUGCUGCCCAGGUCGUCGGCGCCGCGCGUCGCCGAGGCUUCUCUGCGCCGGCCAGCGGCAGCAGGCAGCGGCGACGCGGCGGGCGUGGCGCCCGGACUGGUGCCGAAGUGCGCCGGAGAGGUGGCGAAGCCGCCCGUGGAGGAGGAGCCGCUGGGCGAGCGGGAGC